Aureobasidium vineae is the source of this 1670-nucleotide messenger RNA. The record is from the annotation of a GenBank genome assembly. Lineage: Eukaryota; Fungi; Ascomycota; Dothideomycetes; Dothideales; Saccotheciaceae.
ACUUGAACAAUUUCACCAAGAUGGCUACCUCGUCGGAUCGUCAAGCAGUUGAGACCAAAGGCGCCGAAGACUCAAGAGGGCCCAUUCGUCCACAAGAGGCAGAAUGGCAGAUGUGGAGUUGGAGCUUCAUAUCCACCUACAUUGCUCUUGCACUUUCUGUAUUCUGUGUAGCGCUCGACAACACCAUCAUAGCUACAGCAGUGCCUCGUAUCACCGACGAUUUCAAGGCAAUCAAAGACAUCGGAUGGUAUGGGUCUGCUUACCUUUUGCCGACUUGCGCAUUCCAGCUCAUGUUCGGCCGCCUCUACUCGCGAUACUCAGCUAAAUGGACUUUCAUGGUAGCUUUGUUCUUUUUCGAAGUUGGCUCGCUCGUAUGCGCUGUAGCACCGACAUCAACUGCAUUUAUCAUCGGUCGCGCAAUCCAGGGUAUCGGAGCUGCGGGUGUCUUCUCAGGUGCCAUGCUUAUCGUCGGUAUGAUUGUGCCUCGCAAGCACGUCCCGGCUUUCCAGAGUAUGGUCGGCGUGAUGUUUGGCGUCAGCUCAAUCGUGGCACCCUUGACCCCGAUGCUUGACUGUUGCGUUGAUCUCGCUAACGGAGUAGGNUGCUUCUACAUCAACCUCCCAAUUGGAGGGGUCUCUGCGGUUUUGCUGCUCUUCUUCCUUCGGGUACCAAGCAAACCACGUCUUGAGUCAUUCUCCUGGCAACUGAUUUCAAUUUUCGAUCCCGUCGGUCUUGCGUUGUUUCUGGCCAGUAUCAUCUGCUUGCUGCUUGCCCUCGAGUGGGGCGACGUAGUUUAUCCUUGGUCUGACUGGAGACUCAUUGUCGUGCUUGUAUUCUUCGCUGUUUGUCUGAUUGGUUUUGUUGUGGACCAACUGGCGAUGGAAGAUAAUGCUACCAUCCCUCCUCGACUGGCAAGACAACGAACACUUGCUUCCAUGUCAUUCUUCAUGUUCUGCCUGUUUGGCUAUUUUUCGACCAUACUUUACUUCAUUCCGAUCUAUUUUCAAGCGAUCAAGUCCGCAUCAGCAGAAGGUUCUGGCAUCCGUAUGAUCCCGUUCAUCGUUGCCAAUGUCAUCGCUUCCGUUCUUGCUGGAGUGCUUGUAUCGAAAACCGGCCAUUACUUGCCUUUCUUCUACGCAAGCUCGGUCAUCAGUUCGCUCGGAGCUGGACUGAUCUCGACCUUUCAGGUCGACACGUCUGCAGGGGAGUGGAUCGGUUAUCAGAUACUGAUUGGUGUUGGCGCUGGUCUGGCAUUCCAACUCCCUCCAUCGGUUAUCCAGCUGGUCCUGAAAGCCGAGGAUGUCCCUGUGGGACUCGCGAGCAAUCUGAUGCUCGAAUUCCUUGGAGGAAGCGUGUUUGUCAGUGCGGCUAACAAUCUUUUCAACUCCCGAUUGCGUUCGUAUAUCGAUGCAUUGGAGAUACCUGGGGUCCAGUCUUCAGAUGUGGUGUCUGGUGGUGCCACAUCCUUGCAAGACAUCGUUCCAGCAGAAGAUCUGCCCCGAGCUCUGCGAGCGUAUAUGGAAGCACUCAGAUGGCCAUUCAGGCUGUCGCUGAUACUUGCUUGUCUUGGAACACUCGGCGUCGUCGCCAUGGAGAGAAGAACCAUGCGUGACGAGCAGGCUGAGGUGCAACAAGAUGAGAAUGGCUCGGCGGUCGUAUUGUCCCCUUCC